CAUGGCUCACUCACGCGGAACACCCGCGUUAUCCUUACCAAAGAAAAACAAACGCCGGCAAAACAUAGACCCUUAAAUAAUGGACGGAAUGACAACACAUGGGCUGGUUCAGACUUUUUUGUCCUUUUUUUCUCUGGACAGGAAACAAUAUAGAAGUAGGGCAAAGUGUGCCUAUAUUUUUUGAAUCAAGACUUCGCCAGAGUUGUAAUUUGUGUGAAGAAAAGGUGGAGAGAGAAGGCGCGCGGCUCCAUACUCGACCAACUUGUAGCAUGAUCUCGCAUCACAAGCUCCGGAUCACAGCAAAGCAAAACAAAGGCACAAACUUUAUUUCAUAAGAGGAAUAGAAGUUGGUAUACUUCACUUUGCGCUUUUUAUGUUUGACGUGCUGAAACAAAAGCACUGUCUUAUUCUCAGGAACAGUGAAUCGUUUUGGAAUCUCACCCAAUCAGCACUGAAGUCUUGGACGGAGGCAAAACUCUUCCUAUGGCAAACGACACCGAGAAGGACCCAUGCCACAGCAACCUGCACAUCGACAAUGGGAACCCGCGCACCAGCGCGAUAAUGUUCUCUGCCGGAGUGAUAGGGAACUUGGCCGCUUUGAUCCUUCUGGAGAUCCGUCGCAGGAAGGACAAGAGCCGGCAGCGACUGUCGCUCUUCCACGUCCUGGUCACCACGCUGGUCGUCACUGACUUGAUGGGCACCUGUCUGGUCAGCCCUUUCGUCCUGGCAGCCUACUCCUUUAACACCACCAUUAUUUCUAUGAUUGACAGUAACCCUCCCGCAAUGUGUGAGUAUUUUGGAUUCUGUAUGACUUUUUUCAGCUUGGCCACGUUAUCUGUCCUCUUCGCAAUGGCGCUUGAGCGAUGCCUCUCCAUCGGAUGUCCAUACUUCUACGGGCGGCACAUCACCACACGUUGUGGAUACAUCACCAUUCCUUUCAUCUAUUUAGUUUGCGGUGUGUUUUGCCUCAUGCCUUUUUUGGGUUUUGGGGACUACGUGCAGUACUGCCCGGGGACGUGGUGUUUCAUUGACAUGAAUCCGUUAAUGCCGGAAGACCGAGUUUAUCCCGUCCUUUACGCAACCGUUAUGCUCAUCCUAGUCCUCGCUAUAUCGGCUUGUAACGCCUUUGUUGUUUACCAUCUGGUUUUGAUGUACCGGAGGCGCAAACUAAACGGGGGAUGCGUGACAACUCGGAGUAAGAAGGACCGGAGAGUCCUCUCCAUGGCCGAAGAGGUCGAACAUCUUAUAGUACUGGUGUUCAUGACGGUGAUAUUUGUGAUUUGCUCCCUUCCUCUGGUGAUCCGUGUUUAUAUCAACUCCACGGGGCAGAGGAAGGAGAGCCACAAGAUGGACCUCAUCGCCCUCCUCUUUCUCUCAACCAACUCCAUCGUGGACCCCUGGGUGUUCAUCUUCCUCAGCCCGUCAGUGCUGCGCUUCUUCUGGGGAGCCCUGUGCAAGACGCCCCUCCUGCGGUCCAGGGAUUCUUUCUUCAAGUCCUCCCUGGGGAAGCAGACGCACGCCCAGCUGGAGCUGUGCCAUCCCAGUGCUGUCUCCGAGUUCACCCUUUGAUGUACUGGACCUAAUUGGGGCCUUGUAUGUUGUCUCUGAAGGGAGAAGCCACUCAGAAUAGUGCCACUGCCCAAAUGUGCUGCCUGCCUAGUGGUUUGGUUACAUUGCAGGGAUGUGGGGUGUGUGUGUGUAGCUACUUAGGGGCAACUUCUGGACAAGUGGAGCGGCAACUUACACAUUCCUGCAAACGUAGGCUAGCUGCUUGCUUGUUUUGGAACAGGCUCAUAUUGGAAGCCUCCGGAGGCCAGCAACAGACAUUUGACUGGCAGUUAGACUCCAACUCUGAGGAGAAUGGAGUUGCAGUACAGGGUCACGUUCUUAAAAGUACUGCCCAUUAUUUGUUUUUACAGCCUGGACUCUCAAAUCAGAGGCCACUACAAGGACAGCAAACCAGGAUUCACAUCACUGAAGGGACUAAAUCAGAUAAGGACUGUUUAUUCUAUGUGAGUUGAUCAUGCUCCAGAUGCAUGCAUUGUUGCCACCGUGCCCUGUUACCACACCCUGGGACUCCCAGAGAAGUUUACAUGAAUUCUUUCUAUUGAGAUGUUCCUUCAGCUAUCCAAUGGAAUCCUUGUGGUUCUGGGAAUUGUUAUCAGAAAAGUCAGAGUCAUCCAUGUAAUCCAAGCAAGAUUCACACACUCCAGACCUAUGUUCAAAUACUAUUUAGGGUAUUUCAAAUACUUUCAAAGACAUUUGGAUGUAAGCAUUUGGUAUUUUCUUCCACGUAGUAUAAUAUUGUAAUGUAUUUGGAAAUAACCUUGGAAAGUAUUUGCAUGUAUUUCGUAAAUAAAUAUUUAAAUACUACCAUGCAUUUCAACCAGGUCUGUUUGGUAUUUGAAAUAAUGUAUUUGGAAAUAGGUAUUUGGAAAUACUUUCAAAUAGUAGGCUAUUUAUAGUAGGCUAUCCAAUAGAAGUAGUUGAUUCGGAACACAUUAAAAUAUUAGUACUGUAUUUGUACUGUAUUUGAGUAAAAAAUACUAAAAUACGGUACACAGAUAACAAAUAAUCAAAUACAUGUAUUUUAGCCCAGGUCUGACACACACAUACACUAUCCCCUCUCCCUGCAGCUAUGACCCGUUGACCUUUCCCCAUUCACCCCACUGGGUACUCACCUCAAACGGUCAAAGGGUAAUAGCUCGAGAGUGACAUUUCGUCUUGUAACGUUUACAUUUUUUAUCAAACAAAUGAAUGUGGUUAUGUUAUGAGAAUUGUGCUAUGAAAGGAGGUUUCGCCUGUACUCUUAUGAGGUACCUUACUGUUUUGUUUUAUUUCACCUUUAUUUAACCAGGUAGGCCAGUUGAAAGGACAGCUUGAGUAUUUAUUAUGUGUCCCAGCUCUCAGAUCUCAUUGAUGUGUUAGUGUACCUGGUGACAAGGUACUCAUGAAUGUUCAGUGCGCAUUUGUAAAUGUGUCGUUCGUGUGUGUGUGUCAGUAAACCUUUUUAUGUGACUAAAGUACAUGUCAUAUAAACAAUGUCACGACAGGCCUGAUGGAAAAAUAAUAUUUGUUGGUAAACAUUUCAAAUGUCGACACGACAAUACGCCAGACAAUGUGGGAUUUUUUUUGUGUCGGUAACAUUUAUUAUGCAAGGAAUGGCAGUGGAAACGCUUUUUCCAUUUCCAAUACAUAUCGAGGGUCUUAUUCUGGUGACAUGGUGAUUCAUGCUUGGCUGCCGUUAGACAAAUAAAAAACAAUCUUGCUAUUUUGUCCAUAAUAAUGUCAUAAUUUAGGCUAUACCCGCACUGUAUCUGCGAGUGCGAGCUAUUAGCGAGUGUGUACGUGCCAAGACCAGAGUGGACACAUUCGCUAUAUAACGUAACUUUUUUGUGACAAGACCAUCAGUAGAGUUGAAAAUGCGAUGGAAACCCAUUUAACUUUUUAUUUGGUACAGGGGAAUACACACAUUGUUUUAUCCGUAACAAGUCAAUUUGUUGGAAACACAUCUCUGGUGGGAAAAUGCGCAUGUUGUUUUCAUAUGGAUUUUAGAAUAUUUGCAUGAAAAUCUGUCGCCAAUUGGAUGGAAACCUAGCUAAUGUCAAAGAGAUGGCACUGAAAAAACAUGAUAUCAGCAAGAAAUCCUACCUCUACAGUUGAAGUCGGACCUUAGCCAAAUACAUAUAAACUCAGUUUUUCAGAAUGUGAAAUGUCAGAAUAAUAGUAGAGAAUUAUUUAUUUCAGCUUUCAUUUCUUUCAUCACAUUCUAAGUGGUUCAGAAGUUUACAUACACUCAAUUAGUAUUUGGUAGCAUUGUCUUUAAAUUGUUUAACUUUGGACAAACGUUCCCACAAUAAGUUGGGUGAAUUUUGGCCCAUUCCUCCUGACAGAGAUGGUGUAGCUGAGUCAGGUUUGUAGGCCUCCUUGCUCGUUCACGCUUUUUCAGUUCUGCCCACAAAUGUUCGAUAGGGUUGAGGUCAGGGCUUUUUGAUGGCAACUCCAAUACCUUUACUUUGUUGUCCUUCAUCCAUUUUGACACAACUUUGAAAGUGUGCUUGGGGUCAUUGUCCAUUUGGAAGAGCCAUUUGCGACCAAGCUUUAACUUCCUGACUGAUGUCUUGAGAUGUUGCUUCAAUAUAUCCACAUAAUUUUAAUUCCUCAUGAUGCCAUCUAUUUUGUGAAGUGCACCAGUCCCUCCUGCAGAAAAGCACCCCCACAACAUGAUGCUGCCACCCCCGUGCUUCACGGUUGGUAUGGUGUUCUUCGGCUUGCAAGCCUCCCCCUUUUUCCUCCAGACAUAACGAUGGUCAUUAUGGCCAAACAGUUCUAUUUUUGUUCCAUCAGACCAGAGAACAUUUCUCCAAAAAGUACAGUCUGGCUUUUUUAUGGUCGGUUUUGGAGCAGUGGCUUCUUCCUUGCUGAGCGGCCUUUCAUGUUAUGUCGAUAUAGGACUCGUUUUACUGUGGAUAUUGAUACUUUUGAAACUGUUUCCUCCACCAUCUUCACAAAGUCCUUUGCUGUACGUUCAUCUCUAGGAGACAGAACGCUUCUCCUUCCUGAGCGGUAUGACGGCUGCGUGGUCCCAUGGUGUUUAUACUUGCGUAUUAUUGUUUGUACAGAUGAAUGUGGUACCUUCAGGCAUUUGGAAAUUGCUCCCAAAGAUGAACCCGACUUGGAGGUCAGCAAUUUGAUUUAUUUUGAUUUUCCCAUGAUGUCAAGGAAAGAGGCACCUCCAAAUGACGUCAAUUAGCCCAUCAGAAGCUUCUAAAGCCAUGACAGUCAACUUAGUCUACGUAAACUUCUGACCCACUGGAAUUGUGAUACAAUGAAUUAUAAGUUAAAUAAUCUGUCUGUAAACAAUUGUUGUAAAAAUUACUUGUGUCAUGCACAAAGUAGAUGUCCUAACUGACUUGCCAAAACUAUAGUUUCUUAAUUAACAAGAAAUUUGUGGAGUGGUUGAAAAAUGUGUUUAUGACUCCAACCUAAGUUUAUGUAAACUUCCGACUUCAACUGUACCUAUACCUGUUGUUAAUGUUUAUUUGUUUAACCCUUAUUUUAGCAGGUAAGUUGGGAUGUCGUGGUAAGUUGACUGAGAACAAAUUCUCAUUUACAUGUAGACAGUCAGACCCUGUGGAAGAUGGCUGAUUGCACUGAGCUUUUAAACUUUGUCAGGCAUGUGUGAUUAUGUACAUGUGCCUGCGUAUGUGUAUGCCUGUGUGCGUGUGUCUAUAUGCGUGUGUUAACGCUUCUGUUAAUAUGCACCUGGCGCAUCCAUCUAGCCCUUAUCCGUCAAACCUGUUCUGGAGCGCCACUUCCUGUCAUAGACCCACGUCGUGGAUGACAUCCAGAUGUGUAUGUUAACUAAGUUAGACUCCCAACCAGACCUUUAAAAAAAGCUAUUACUCUCUCAUAAUGAAAACAAACAGGGAUUUCACUAGCUCCACCAAUAUAACUUACACAAGCAAAUCAGACACUUAAAUUGCCUUUGGGAGAGCAUAUUGAAUUAACAACAUGCAGACCCUUUAAAUUGAUCCCUAGUCACAAACACUAACGAAAUAAACAUAAUUAUAUAGCAUUAAUUACAUUGGAGAUGGCUCCACAGGAACAGGCAUGCGAUUUUGAUUACAAACGUGAUUCAUUCGGUUUACUCUUGCGAUUGAUUUAAUGAAGGUGGUUAGUCAGAGGGAAAUGACUUUGUUGAAACAUAUCGUGUCUCGUGUCAGUCCUGGGUCGUGUUGAUUAGGCACCAAAUAUAAGAAAACCAACUGAAACAGGGAGGGACAACAUGAACAUGAACUUUUCUCAAUUUUGUUUUUUGUUGCAAAACGUUUUCCAUUGCAUGCCCUAAUGAACAUCACCCAAAGAAGUUGUCUAGGCUUUAAGGUUGGAGAUGCCGGAGCUAAAGUCUGGUCUGGUAAUACGGCCUAAGGCCCCCUGCCUUGUGGUGGGAGGAUGUUUGGUUUCAUAUAAUCAAGUUCCUGCAAAGAAGCAUGGGAGUACAGAGGCACAUACCUCCUCUCUGGUCAAAAGUAGUGCAAUAUAUAGAGAAUAGGGUGCCAUUUGGGACACAGCCUUGCCUAUGAUAUUAGUACAAAUGCCAAUGUGUUUCUGUUUAGAUAAAUUAUGUAGUUCAAUGUUGAUUUUUAAGGCAUCAAAAAAUAACUGAAGUUUUAUGAUUGCUGUUGACAUUGCCCAUGUGGAGUUCCAUCACAAGCCAGUUAUCUACACUCUAUUUUAUUUAUCUCAGUCACCCACCCUCUCUUAGUCCCUCUCCCUCCUUUUUUUCUCUCACUACCUUGUUCGUUCUCCCCUCACCUUAGACUUCUUCAACACAUUUCAAAGGGCCUCCACCUUGUCCCUCCACCUGAACAUACAAACAGAAACACACACACACAGCGGGUUAAUUUGAGGGAAUGUGAUUAAGUCAUGGGCUCUGACAAGAGACAGAGAACGCCAGACACCCAUUGGAGAGAAACGCGUUUAUCACCAACGGCAAUGCCUUGUCUGCCAAACUGACACUCGUCGCCAAGAGCUGACAUCCUCCCAGACGUGAUUGUUCCAUUCCACUCACUUAACCUGUCUGGUUCCAUUUGGGUUUAGCUGACUAGUACACAUAUCAAAUGUACACGUGGUUGGCUUGACGUAAACCCAACAUGACACAUUCCAGGCGCUUGUACCUACGUACCAUUGGGGUCUAUGAUUAUUUCAAGCAAGGCAGCUUGAAAAUAGUCAUUGUAUGUGCUGUUUUUGUCUUGUCGCUUGCAGCAGGUACUAUAUGCUACCUAUUGUGUCUCAAUUGCUGACUCUUGUAAAUUUUUUGUCAAAAUGAACAAUGUUUUGGUAACGUGUCGUAAUAAAGCUGGUACCACUAAAGAUUA
Messenger RNA from Salvelinus fontinalis (brook trout), 6881 nucleotides. RefSeq names its product prostaglandin E2 receptor EP2 subtype-like. Gene Ontology annotation, biological process: cellular response to prostaglandin E stimulus; adenylate cyclase-activating G protein-coupled receptor signaling pathway; inflammatory response. Gene Ontology annotation, molecular function: prostaglandin E receptor activity. The record is from RefSeq and is a predicted model, not a curated record. Bases 484 to 1569 code for a protein of 361 amino acids. The transcript is spliced from 2 exons. Gene Ontology annotation, cellular component: plasma membrane. Lineage: Eukaryota; Metazoa; Chordata; Actinopteri; Salmoniformes; Salmonidae.